Messenger RNA from Acanthopagrus latus (yellowfin seabream), 3484 nucleotides. RefSeq names its product solute carrier family 38 member 9 (gene slc38a9). Gene Ontology annotation, biological process: amino acid transmembrane transport. Bases 334 to 2010 code for a protein of 558 amino acids. Gene Ontology annotation, molecular function: amino acid transmembrane transporter activity. NCBI's taxonomy places the organism in Eukaryota, Metazoa, Chordata, Actinopteri, Spariformes, Sparidae. The record is from RefSeq and is a predicted model, not a curated record. The transcript has 15 exons.
CAGAAAACCAAAACAACCAGACAGUCACAGCUCCAGUUCCUCAUGAGUCGGGGCUCCACUUUCAGUGUUUCACUUCCUUCCAAGCACAUUCGUUCUGCGGUCAGAAACAGUUUGCCAUUGUUUUACUGUGUCUGUAUAUUUAUAAUUGAAACAUUAUAUCAGCACCGCCGCUGUGUGUAGACGUCCGUUCUUCGCACGUUAGUCCACAUUUCGGGUUUAUAACAUUCGCUGACACAGCAAACCUGUGAUGAGCUGAGGACACCAGGAAGGAACUCUUCAAAAGUCAGUUUGGUCAUGAAAGUUGAGAAGCUUUAGAUGCAAGUUUGAGGUAACAUGGAUGACGACUGCAGGCCUUUGCUGAGCUCAGAGCUGCCCGGAGAGAGCUACUCACACAGAGGCUCCACAGACUCGCUGGACUUCAAGCCUAAAAGGCCUUUCCACGUAGAGCCCAGAAACAUCGUAGAUGAUGACCCACAGGAGAGAGUCUCUGCUGAGGCUGCCAUUCUCAACAGCAGAGUCCAUUACUACGGCAGGUUGACGGGCUCUUCUGACCGUCUGCUAAGUCCUCCAAACCAUGUGAUCCCUGGGCCAGAAGAGAUCUAUGUCUACAGCCCACUUGGUACAGCUUUCAAGGUGUCUGGCACUGACCACACCUCUAGAAACCCCAGUAUCAUCACCAUAUUUGCUAUAUGGAACACAAUGAUGGGCACAUCUAUCCUCAGCAUACCUUGGGGUAUAAAGCAGGCUGGUUUCACUCUGGGGAUCCUCAUUCUCAUCUCUACAGGUCUGCUGAUGCUCUAUUGUUGUUACAUCGUCCUCAAAUCACGAAAGGCAAUACCCUACGUGGACACAUCUGACUGGGAAUUCCCUGAUGUGUGUAGAUAUUACUUUGGAAAGUUUGGCCAGUGGUCCAGCUUGUUCUUCUCGAUGGUGUCCCUGAUUGGUGCCAUGGUCGUUUAUUGGGUCCUCAUGUCCAAUUUCCUCUUCAACACAGGACAGUUUAUCUACAACUAUGCUCACAAUGUCAACGUGUCAGAUUCUGAGUUUGGAACCAAUGGCUCUGAUAAAGUCAUCUGUCCAUACCCGAACACUGACCCUGAAGGAAACUCUACUAUCAGCACACUCUACGUUGGCAACAGUGGAAAUGAUACUGAUGUCAACUCUUUUGAACACUGGUGGAGUAAAACCAACACCGUUCCCCUCUACCUGAUCAUCCUGCUGCUGCCACUGCUCUGCUUCCGCUCAGCCUCCUUCUUUGCGAGGUUCACCUUCUUGGGCACUAUAUCAGUGGUCUACCUGAUUACGCUAGUCACUAUUAAGGCUGUCCACCUGGGCUUCCACCUGGAGUUUCACUGGUUUGACACAACCCAGUUCUACGUUCCAGAGUUCAGAUUGUUCUUUCCUCAGCUGACCGGUGUCCUUACUCUGGCCUUCUUCAUUCACAACUGCAUCAUCACAUUAAUGAAGAGCAACAGGCACCAAGAGAACAAUGUGCGGGACCUGUCCGUGGCUUAUCUUCUCGUAGGGCUGACCUAUCUGUAUGUGGGAGUGUUGAUCUUUGCUGCCUUUCCUUCUCCACCUCUCUUCAAAGACUGCAUUGAGCCAAACUUCUUAGAUAACUUCCCCAGCAGUGAUGUGAUGGUGUUUGUAGCUCGGACCUUCUUGCUGUUCCAGAUGAUCACAGUCUACCCCCUGUUGGGAUACUUGGUGCGGGUCCAGAUGAUGGGCCAGAUAUUUGGUAGUCAUUACCCCAGUUUCUUCCAUGUUCUGACUCUGAACAUCUUAAUUGUUGGAGCUGGUGUCCUGAUGGCCAAGUUUUACCCCAAUAUUGGAUCCAUCAUUAGGUUUUCCGGAGCAACAUGUGGUUUGGCUCUAGUGUUUGUCUUUCCUGCCUUAGUCCACAUGAUCUCCCUGAGAAGGCAGGGGAUACUCCGCUGGCCGUCAGCCCUCUUCCACAGUUUCCUGAUUGUGCUAGGCGUAGCUAACCUGCUAGCUCAAUUCUUCAUGUAGAGAUGCAGUGAGACACAGACACUCUCAACCAUUCAGAAGCAUUUCCAUCCCACCUUUCCCACCAGAUGGUAAUCUCUGAAAGUAGAUGUCCAAAACAUCUACAUAAUAUACAUAUCAUGCAUAAUAUGUAUAAUGCCAUUUAUGUCAUGGCCACCAGAAAAAUGCCCAGAUAAACUAUAGCAUUCUCCAGCCAAGCAGAUGUCAUCACUGUUUUGUAGUAUAACAUUACACAUCAGACACUUUGUUUUGUUAGAAUAUUUGUGAUUUGUAAUGGUGUAAGUUUUAUCAGAAUCACUGGAUUUCAUUGUCUUGAUUUGAUGAUAGCAUUAUUUAAUUUUUUUCCCUCAAGCAAUCCAGCCAUUGAUCAUUCAGUGAUACAAUCUUGCUUUUAGAUCAUUUCCUACAUUAUGUUGAUUAUUGAUUAUACCUGCCUAAAUGGAUUCUAGACCUGCCCAAAAAUGCCAUUGAUAACAUCAGCAACAAGUUUGCAGGUACAUUUGUAAUGUGGGGUCACGAUUAAGAGAGAUAACACAACUGCUGGAAUGUUAAUUUAAUUGUGUUAAAUCUCUGUUUUUAUGUAGUUUCAGACAACAUCUCAGUCAAACAAUGCUAUAAAAUUUUGAGUCGACAAUUAUUAACAAUAAUAUUGAAUCAAUGACACCCUUCGUGUUGAACCUACAGAGAUUUAUCAACAGAAUCUUCACCUCUUUUCACAGAGCUCAGUAUUGAAUUUCAGAUUAUCAUUUUGCUGUCUGACCUUAGCCUCACUGUUUGGGUUUUCCUAUUGCUUUUGCUGAAUUGUUUUAGUCCACCGCAGGCAGCUGUUUUUAGAGAAAAGGCUCCAAAAGAACAUUUUACACUGCCUGCUCAGCGCCAAAUGGCAGAAGGAAUAGUUAGGUUCUAACUAGUCAACACAAUGGACUUUGGGUCAGAUCGUUCCCCCAGGAGUUUUUGGAGACCAAAAAUAGUCUAAUAUUCACUCUCUUUUAGCCCUAAGUCUUAUCAGGUAGACACAAAUAUAAAUCAAAAGAAUGACCAUGUUGCUUAGUAACUGCUCCAAAUAAGCAACUUUCUGGUAACAAGUUCAACACAUCAACUUAAAAGGUGAUGAAUAUGCCAUGGUCACAACUUGUUUCCACCGCACUCAAGGCGACUAUGAAUAUGAAGAAUAUGUUACUGCAGGUUUAAAUUUCGUACAUUAAAGGCUUUACAGGCAGAUUUUUAUGACUGUGUGGUGUAGGGAAUAUAUUAAUAGAUUUGUGAUUGUAUAAACAAUUCAAACAUCAUAUUUUUUGAAGCAACUUUUGGCACAGUCUUUAAAUUUGUACGAGUUGUGUUGAUUUACACUGUUGACAUGUUUACAUUUUGCUUAUUUUCUGGGUACUGUGCCUAAUGUAAUGUAUUGUAUUUUACUAAUUAUAAGGUAAAAAAGGGGAAUAUUUAAAUGAAAAUAAACCAUUUCAGUCAAAAAGAA